AUGGCAUUGAUGCCGUCCCUCGAUGAAAAAUCUGGCAAGACCGAGCUUCUCCCAUCUUCUUCGUCUAACUCACCUCCUCCGAAUUUCGAGGGGAAAAGGUCGAAGUGGAACUACCUUGCUUUCGCUGUCCUUGGGUCUCUUGCCCUUGUCCAGACCGCAAAUCAAGCAGGCUUGUCGGAUACUCUCCUUGCCACGAUCGGAUCAUUCAGGACGGAGGCAUCAAGAGCGGAACUUUGUCCGCAGGAGGGAGCUCUGUAUCCCCACAAGGAGUAUGCGCUGUUCCAGACGUUGACGGAUAGUUAUGGGACAGAAGAGUUCAAGGCAAGGGCCAUAGAUUGGAUUGCGGGGGCAAUUCAGGUUGAAACUGAGUCCUAUGAUGCAAUGGGUGAGGUUGGCGAGGAUCCUCGAUGGGACAAGUUCGCCGACUUCCAUGAUUACUUGGCAAAGGCGUUUCCCUUGACACACGCUACCGCGAAGCUCACGAAAGUCCAUACUUAUGGCUUGGUCUAUCAUUGGCAAGGCUCCGACAGUUCGUUGAAGCCGGCGCUGCUGACUGCUCACCAAGAUGUCGUUCCUGUGCAUCCCGAUACGGUGGACGAAUGGGUUCACCCGCCCUACUCUGGCUACUACGACGGUGAAUACGUCUGGGGUCGAGGAUCCUUGGACGACAAGAGUGGUCUAGUGGGACUGUUGUCGUCCGCAGAAGUGCUUCUCGAGCACUCUUUUAGGCCUGUCCGAACAAUCGUCUUUGCUUUCGGGUUUGACGAAGAAUCGGGCCCUGUUCAUAGCGCUGGUCACCUUAAUGAUUACUUGCUAGCCACAUACGGCAAAGACGGAUUUUCCAUCCUUGUAGACGAAGGAGGAGGAUGGGGUGAAUCGUAUGGGUCUGACAUGGCUAGUGUCGGGAUAGGAGAAAAGGGCUCUAUCAGCGUAAAGUUGCAAGUCGCCUCGCCUGGGGGACACUCCAGCGUCCCACCUCCACACACUAGCAUCGGCAUUCUCGCUGCCCUCCUUGUGACCUACGAAGACAAUCCUUUCCCUGUUCAGCUUGCUCGCGACACGCCCAUAUACGAGACUGUUCAAUGUCUCGCCAUGCAUUCAAAAUCAAUCGACUCAACUCUGCGUAAAUUUAUUAAGGAAUCGACCACGAGCGAUAAGGCGUUGAAGAAAGCGAGCGAGCUACUCGCUGAGAAUAUAAAGAUGAAGAGCCUGAUCAGCACCACGCAGGCAAUCGAUAUCGUCAAUGGUGGAGUAAAGACGAAUGCGUUGCCUGAGCAGGCCUACGCCAUCGUCAACCAUAGGGUCGCCACUGAUAGCUCUAUUGCAGCGACUCAGAAACGCGACACCGAUCUUCUGAUACCCCUCGCCGAACGCUUCAACCUCUCGUUCACAGCAUUCGGGUCUCUCGUUUCAGAAGCAGAUGUCCCAGCCUACGGAAAUCUCGCUCUAACUGGUGGAGGGAUUGACCCCGCACCGGUUUCCCCUAUCGAUGCAGAGCCGUUCAAAGUGUUGAGUGGGUCCAUUCGUGCAGCGUAUAACACACAUAGAGGCAUCGAGGAUGGGGGACCGAAGGACGAGCUCGUUGUGAGUCCCGGGAUCACAACCGGGAAUACUGAUACAAGGCAUUACUGGGGCUUGACGAGGCAUAUCUUCCGCUAUGCGCAUAUGUAUAACGGUAACGCCACGGCUGGAAUACGCACCGGUGUACACACUACCAACGAAGCCGUCCGUGCGGUCGACUUCGUUGAAAGCAUUAGGUAUUACACUGCGUUGAUCAUGAACUUGAACGAAGCGGCAGACCUCUAG
This is a messenger RNA of Stereum hirsutum FP-91666 SS1, 1806 nucleotides long. Its product is annotated as carboxypeptidase S. NCBI's taxonomy places the organism in Eukaryota, Fungi, Basidiomycota, Agaricomycetes, Russulales, Stereaceae. The coding region runs from base 1 to 1806 and encodes 601 amino acids. Gene Ontology annotation, molecular function: metallocarboxypeptidase activity. Gene Ontology annotation, cellular component: fungal-type vacuole lumen. The record is from RefSeq and is a predicted model, not a curated record. The transcript is spliced from 14 exons.